CACCGACCCUUAUUUACCGAAGUCAAAAUGGCCGCCCUUCGGAUUUUCGCACGAUUCGGACUCUCGCCGAUCCUUCGUAGUUCUUUCCUUAGCGAUACACGGAAAGCCACUUCGCCAGCUCUUCUCGAGGUAACAAAAAGAUGGAGUAACUACAAAUCUUCUGAAAAGUAUGAUGAAUCGAAAGAAUAUGCAAAGUUUGAGAUAUCGAAAGAUCCAAAGGAAUGGGCAUUUGUUGAACAAGUAUUGAGAAAACCGACCGUCCCACUUCCACCCAAAGACAAGACACAUUUUCCUUCAGGAUGGGUACCACAAACUGCGAAUCCAAAGACGUAUCCUUAUUUUGUGCAACGAACGAAAAAUCAUAUGCAACCAAUAUAUCUCGAUAAAUCAUUUAGAGGAAUGAGAAAACUCACAGUAAUACGUAGAAUUCAAGGAAACAUUUGGGCACUGGAAGCAGAACUUAAAGAAUAUUUGGAACAGAAGGUCAGGAAGAAAAUGGGUGCACGAGUUCAUGAGCCUGCAUGUACAUUAGUUUUCCAUGGUGACCACGUAUCCCGCGUGAAAGAGUUUCUUACCGCAAAAGGGAUGUAAAUAAAUACAUUAAAAAGACUAGCCACAUCAUAAAAAUUAACAUUGUAUAAAAAAUACAUUAUAUAAAACAUAUGUUAAAAAAUAAAUUUAAUGAUUUUCAAAUGAGA
Cephus cinctus (wheat stem sawfly) is the source of this 698-nucleotide messenger RNA. It is a transcript of the gene mRpL49, whose product is annotated as probable 39S ribosomal protein L49, mitochondrial. Gene Ontology annotation, molecular function: structural constituent of ribosome. The coding region runs from base 28 to 591 and encodes 187 amino acids. Lineage: Eukaryota; Metazoa; Arthropoda; Insecta; Hymenoptera; Cephidae. Gene Ontology annotation, biological process: translation. The record is from RefSeq and is a predicted model, not a curated record. Gene Ontology annotation, cellular component: mitochondrial large ribosomal subunit; ribosome. The transcript is spliced from 3 exons.